AUGCCUGAAACAACCCACGCCUCCCACGCCACCGACCCAGUGAACAACCCCAAGGUUCCCGGCAAGGUCCAAGAGAAAGCACCCAUCGGCGUUGAAGAGGCCCUCCCCAACAAGAUCCACGACACCUCCAACCCAACCGCCUCCACCCACAACAUUGGCGGACCUGAGAACUCCAAAGUACCGACUUCCGCUGCCCAAGGAUUGACUCCAAAGCAAGAGAACAAGGCUCCAGAGAGCGUGCACCCAACGGGCAACCCAGAUAAGGUCAACCACAGCCAGGGUCACACGAUUGUGCCAAACAAGAUUGCAGAGGCGCUGCCAACGAAGGUCGAGCAGAAGGUUCCGGAUGCGCUCCAUGAUACCAGCGGAAAGAAGAGCCACAAUUAG
This is a messenger RNA of Fulvia fulva, 387 nucleotides long. RefSeq lists its product as uncharacterized. The transcript has a single exon. Bases 1 to 387 code for a protein of 128 amino acids. NCBI's taxonomy places the organism in Eukaryota, Fungi, Ascomycota, Dothideomycetes, Mycosphaerellales, Mycosphaerellaceae. The record is from RefSeq and is a predicted model, not a curated record.